Molecule: messenger RNA, 1184 nt
Organism: Helobdella robusta
Lineage: Eukaryota; Metazoa; Annelida; Clitellata; Rhynchobdellida; Glossiphoniidae
Exons: 6
Biological process (GO): aerobic respiration; mitochondrial fission
Cellular component (GO): mitochondrion
Source: RefSeq, a predicted model, not a curated record
UCUCUCUUCGCAAAUGGCGUAAGAUUUAAAAUCGGUCGUUUAAUUAUUUUCUUUUAAAUUGAUAUUAUUAUUGGAUAUGUUUGGAUACUAAAUUGAUAUUGAAAUAUCAGAGAGAAAAGAAACCAUAUAUAGACUAUCAAGGACUUAUUAUUACUUAAUCAAUUGCCAAUUGGAGAUAGAAUACAAGAAAGUAUGGCUGCCUCAUCAGCCGACUUGGAGACCACUUCACUGAAGUCGAACAAGUCAAGUACAAUAAUGCAAUGGAUGCUGACAAAGUUUCAUGUCAAAGAAAAAGAAUCACUUUUAGCUACCUUCAGAAAUCAGUUGGAAGAUAAUCGCACACUAAAGCGAAGAUCAUCGUUAUUGUUGAAACAGCAUGAAAGAAAAUUUCAUCCAUCUGUCACAUCAAAUCUUGCUCUCAGUCUUAAUAACAAAACUUACAAAAAAUUAUCAGAGGAAAUCAACUCUCUACUUCCACACUAUGCAUCUUCAUGUUCUUGCAAUAAAUCGAACCAACUUGAAAAAAAUCUUCCUCCCAUUUUGCAGAGUUUAUUAACUGCAUCUCAUAAGUGUGACAUUUGCAUUAAAAACAGUGAAAAUGUUUGUAAAAAUCCUGCAACAAAUUGUGAAUAUGCAGCAUCUGUUGAUAAAGUUUCAGCUUCUGAUGACAAUUUAUUGAGAUGCCAAAAUGAUGGUUUGCCAUGUUUGAGGGAAGUUCAAUCUGAUGAUGAGACAACUGCAUCCAACCUGCCUGUUUUUUUUGAAGAAAAUAGCAGACAACAUGCGUCAACAAAUUCAGAAGAUCCAAAAUUGAAAUGUUCUUGCUGCUCUGAUGGGGAUGUCAAAUCAAAAAUUUCACAACUUGAAGAAGAAAUAACUGAGCUGAAGAAACAACUGUCAUCCAUUGUUGCCCCAAAUUAUCACAUUCAAUUCCCAACGUUAGAUCAAUUUGAUGUUUGUUGCCCAGCUGGUCCAUUUGCGCCACCAAUAAAAGCAUUGCCCCCACCACCCCCACCGCCCCCGCCUCCACCACCCCCAGCACCAAAGGAGUCCUACAUGUCCAUAUCUCAGAUCAUCAAAUCGAAAAGGCGAAAGAUUUUGGGAUCUGUGAAUGAGGAUAAUCGCAUAAACAUGACUGAAUUGUUGAAGGGUAUGAAGGAUGUCAAGUUGAGACAGGUGGCAAG